UAUAUAUGCUCAUUUAGUAUUGUGAUUGUUUCUCUUUAGGUUGGUGUAUAUUUCUAUGACAACGGUCAUGGGGUGUUAGAAGACAAUGACAUCUACAAUCACAUGUACUCGGGUGUACAAAUAAGGACGGGGAGCAACCCAAAGAUCAGGCGCAACAAGAUAUGGGGAGGCCAGAAUGGAGGGAUUUUAGUCUACAACUCAGGUCUGGGCUUCAUUGAGGACAACGAGAUCUUCGACAAUGCCAUGGCUGGGGUGUGGAUCAAGACAGACAGCAACCCCACACUGAGAAGAAAUAAGAUUCAUGAUGGUAGAGAUGGAGGAAUCUGCAUCUUCAAUGGAGGCAGAG
This is a messenger RNA of Monopterus albus (swamp eel), 346 nucleotides long. Its product is annotated as F-box only protein 11-like. The record is from RefSeq and is a predicted model, not a curated record. NCBI's taxonomy places the organism in Eukaryota, Metazoa, Chordata, Actinopteri, Synbranchiformes, Synbranchidae. The transcript is spliced from 3 exons. Gene Ontology annotation, biological process: regulation of apoptotic process; ubiquitin-dependent protein catabolic process. The annotation marks the transcript as partial.